AUGCGGCUGCUGGUGCAUAUACUCCUGGGUCUUGUGAUCCAAGCAAAGGAGCCCAAGUGCAGCCUAUUGGGCCAAGCAGAGCUACCUGAAUACGAAAAAGAUGGAGACUUUGUCAUUGGGGGAAUUUUUUCCUUCCGCACUGAGCAAGAUCGAAUAGUGGACACUUUCAUCAAUAUGCCAGAUAGACGCCAAUGCAAAAAUUUCAAUUUCAGAGAAUUCAAGUUUGCUCAUACUGUUAUUUUUGCAAUAGAAGAAAUAAACAGAAACCCUGAUAUUUUGCCUGGGAUCUCUUUGGGAUACAAGAUUUAUGAUGACUGUGGCACCAUGGAUAUACUAAGGGCAGCCAUGAAUUUGAUAAAUGGUCAGCAGAGGACAGAAAACUGUACUAAACCAGAUGCCAUACAAGCAAUAAUUGGACAUUCUGGGUCAACACCAACAAUAGGAUUUGCCAGAGUAAUUGGGCAGUUUCAGAUACCAGUGAUCAGCCACUUUGCAACAUGCCCUUGCUUGAGUAACAGAAAAGAGUUCCCUUCCUUCUUCAGAACCAUUCCCAGUGAUUACUACCAGAGCAGAGCUCUAGCUCAACUUGUCAAACACUUUGGCUGGACCUGGGUUGGAGCCAUAAGCAAUGCAAAUGAUUAUGGCAUCAAUGGGAUGGCUGGUUUUAUGAGAGCAGCAAAAGAGGAAGGAGUGUGUAUUGAGUAUAAUGAGGCUUUUGAAAUAACAGGACCAAAACAUGAGCUUCUAAGAAUAGUAGAUGUCAUACAAAACUCCACAUCAAAAGUGAUUGUUACCUUCAUGUCUCACAGGGAGAUCAAAGUGUUAGUGGCAGAACUGCACCGACAAAACAUUUCUGGUCUGCAGUGGGUUGGCAGUGAAGCAUGGCUCACAGAUGAUUCCCUUACAGACAGUGAAGGGCACACAGUUCUCAUUGGAUCCAUUGGAUUUACAGUCAGCAAGGCACAGAUUCCCGGUCUGGGACCUUUUCUACAGAGCCUACACCCUUCCAAGUAUCCUAACAGUCUUUUCCUGAGAGACUUCUGGGAAUCUGUCUUUGACUGUUCUUUGAAUCCACCAAUGGAAAAUGAUGCCAGAAAACAGUGCAAUGGAUCUGAGCAUCUCAAAAAUGUCAAAAAUCAGUUUACUGAUGUGUCUGAACUAAGGUUUAUCAAUAACGUUUAUAAAGCUGUUUAUGCUGUGGCACAUGCAUUACACAAUAUCCACACCUGUCAGCCUGGAAAAGGGCCCUUUAUCAAUGGCACCUGUGCUAUACCCACACAGAUUCAAUUAUGGCAGGUUUUGCAUUACCUGCAAUCUGUGAAUUUUGCCAUGCCCGAUGGUGAGCAAAUGUUUUUUGAUAGCAAUGGAGAUUCACCAGCAAGAUAUGAAUUGAUAAAUUUAAGAAACAUCAGAAAAGGAACCACAGACUUUGACAUAAUUGGCCGUUAUGAUGGGUUCUUGCCUAAAGAUCAGCAGUUCAGAAUGACUAACAUAAACAUUAAGUGGGGCGGAGGGCACAAAGAGGUGCCUGUGUCUGUGUGCAGUGAGAGCUGUCCUCCGGGCACUAGGAAGGCUGUACAGAAAGGCAGGCCUGUCUGCUGCUACAACUGUGUACCAUGUCCACCAGAUACUGCUGAUUGUAUGCAGUGCUUAGGCGAGUACUGGUCCAACAAGAGAGGAGAUGCCUGCAUCCCAAAAGAGAUAGAAUACUUGUCAUAUCAUGAGGUGAUGGGGAUACUACUAGCAUGGUUUGCUUCAUUAGGAGCCCUCUUCACAUUGAUGACUGCAAUCAUUUUUUAUUUCCACAGAGAGACACCUAUUGUUAGAGCCAAUAACUCAGAGCUGAGUUUCCUGCUGCUCUUCUCACUGACUCUGUGUUUCCUUUGCUCUCUUACUUUCAUUGGUCGGCCCUCUGAGUGGUCCUGUAUGUUGCGUCACACAGCGUUUGGGAUCACCUUUGUUCUCUGCAUCUCCUGUGUUCUGGGGAAAACAAUAGUGGUGUUAAUGGCCUUCAGAGCCACUCUUCCAGGCAGUAAUGUCAUGAAGUGGUUUGGGCCUCUGCAACAGAGACUCAGUGUUCUUGGCUUCACUCUCAUACAAGUGCUUAUAUGUGUCCUGUGGUUAACUAUAUCCCCUCCCUUUCCUUACAGAAACAUGAACCUUUAUCAGGAAAAGAUUAUUCUUGAGUGUGAGCUUGGGUCAGCUGUAGGUUUCUGGGCGGUUUUGGGUUACAUAGGAAUCCUUGCUGUCAUGUGUUUCAUACUGGCCUUCCUAGCUCGCAAACUUCCUGAUAACUUUAACGAGGCCAAAUGUAUCACUUUCAGUAUGUUGAUAUUCUGUGCCGUCUGGAUCAGCUUCAUACCAGCUUAUGUCAGCUCUCCUGGAAAACUUACAGUGGCAGUGGAGAUAUUUGCUAUUUUAGCUUCAAGUUCUGGUUUAUUAUUUUGUAUUUUCCUACCAAAGUGCUAUAUUAUUUUACUAAAACCAGAUUUGAACACUAAAAAACAUGUAAUUGGAAAAACAUCCAGUGAUAUUCGAUAUUAA
This is a messenger RNA of Alosa alosa (allis shad), 2544 nucleotides long. Its product is annotated as extracellular calcium-sensing receptor-like. Gene Ontology annotation, cellular component: membrane. The coding region runs from base 1 to 2544 and encodes 847 amino acids. Lineage: Eukaryota; Metazoa; Chordata; Actinopteri; Clupeiformes; Clupeidae. Gene Ontology annotation, molecular function: G protein-coupled receptor activity. The transcript has 6 exons. Gene Ontology annotation, biological process: G protein-coupled receptor signaling pathway. The record is from RefSeq and is a predicted model, not a curated record.